AUGGAGCCAUCGGGAAGUACUACGCCAGAUUCAUCGAGCAACCACGCCCUGAACUCAACAGGUGGCGGUGGCUCAUGGGAGAUCAGUGAUAAGGUCAAACUGUGCCGGUUCCUCUGCUAUGCCUCGGAAGGAGACGUAUACACGGCCCGGGAGGAGGGUCGUGUCAGCAUGGAGAACACUGAAACGCUCCUCUCUCUGCUGGAGCAGGGCCGGGGCGCUGAGGUGGUGGAGGAGAUCAAGAGGUGCGCUCAGGACGGCAGAGCUGUCAGACUCGACGCCUCCUUCUUUGCCUUGGCCCUGUGCUCCCAGUAUGCCGAGCUGACAACGAGGCAGGCAGCGUUUAAAGCUGUGAAGGAAGUCUGUCGGAACCCUGCCCACCUGUUUUCUUUCAUUCAGUAGAAGAAGGAACUGAAAGAGGGCAUGAAGUGUGGGAUUUGGGGACGCGCCCUGAGGAAGGCGGUGUCCGACUGGUAUAACGAGCAGGAUGCCAUGAGUCUGGCUGCGGCUGUGACCAAAUGUAAACAGAGAGAGGGAUGGACGCACCAGGAUCUGCUUCGGCUCUCUCACACCAAACCAGCUAAUGAAGCAAUUACUUUGAUCUGCAAAUAGGUAACGAAAGGAUGGAAAGAGGUCCGGGCUGCGUACGCACACAAAGAGAACCCAGAGGAGGUCGUCAAAGUGCUUUCAUAUCUUGAAGUGGUGGAGAAGGUCAAGCACAGUUGUGAUGAAACCGAGGUCAUCAAUUUGAUAGAGGAACACAAACUGGAGAGGGAGCAGCUCCUGACAGACCACCUGAAGUCCAAACAGGUAUGGAGGGCUCUGUUGAAGGAAAUGCCUCUCCAGUCGGUGCUAAGGAUCUUGGGUAAGAUGACAUCAAACAAAAUUCUUGAGCCAGGAGGCUCAGAAACACAAGCUGUGUGUGACAGAAUCCAGGAUGAAGCGUCACUAAAAAAGGCAAAGAUCCAUCCUUUCAGUGUACUCUUGGCUUCAGAGAACUACAAAAGAGGCCAAGGCUACCAGGGUAAAACUAAAUGGACACCAGACGGCAGCAUCCUCAAAGCUAUGGACGCUGCCUUUUACACAAGUUUUGUGAAUGUGGAGCCUGUGGGGAAACGCUUCGUAGUGGCUGUAGAUGUGAGCACGUCACUGAGCAGCAUUGUCCCCGGAACGUCGAUCAGCACUGCUGUAGCUGCUGCUGCAAUAACCAUGAUUUUUGCAAGGACAGAGGUGGAUACACAAGUGCUGGCCUACUCUGAAGGAGCUGUGGUUCCAUGCACUGUGUCUGCUGACAUGACUCUGGCACAAGCAACAGUUGAACUGGUGAAGAUCCCAGGUGGAAGCACAGACUGCACUCUUCCUGUCACGUGGGCCACAGAGAACGGAAAAUCAGUCGAUGUAUUUGUUAUUCUGACCAACAACCCAUUGUGGACGUUUGCCGCCAGCCCAGUGGAGUCUCUACAAAAACACAGAGAAAAAUCAGGAACUAAGUCCAAGUUGGUGAUGUGCGGGCUGACUUCUAUUGGACACGCCCUCUCAAACACGGAUGACGGGGGUUUCCUAAGCGUCUGUGGCUUUGACCUUGGAGCUUUGAGCGUCAUUCGCAACCUUGCCCAGGAUCUUAUCUGAUAAAUAUUGAGACUUUGUUUAGGAAUCGUGGUCAGAGUUUAAAGAGAAAGCACAGAGUGGACCAGUGUGGCUUACUCAGCAUGUACAGUGCCCUAAAGCAGCACUAAUACAAAAGGUGCUGAUAUUUGCAAUUCCAAUUCUUCUUUUCUAUUAUGUUGUUUACAAAUUAACUGACAAAGUGUCCAGCGGGCUGGAAAACACUCUGGAAAUGUUAUUUGAAUUAAUUUUUCCAGAAAUUAAAAAAAGAGAAGGACGGGAAUAAGACAUGAUGUGUCAUUGCACAAUCAUGCUGAGGUAAGUUGCCAACAGUACUCUGUGUGACAGGCUGUGCCUGUGGUGGUUCUUAGUGAGACACUAACCCAUUCAAUAAAAAACUUCACCAAUUUAUACCAAGAAGUUUGUAGAUUAAACAAGAGGGAAGGGCUAAGAGUCAGGAUGGUGGUGAAAGUGGUGAAAGCGUAGGUUUAUUUGAAGGUGUUUUACUAUAGUUUCCUGAUUUGUGUCGAUGGUAUGAUUCUAACAGAAUUGAUGUGAUCGUAGAGGAGUGUUAAUUUUGAAAACCUGUGCAUGAUGCACAUUAUAAAAUAUUAAAAGAUAUAAAUGAAUUAAAACAACAAAGCACAAAAAGUAAGCAGAAUACUGGAAUUCUUGUUGGAAAUUAUGUUCAAAAAUGUCAUAUUUUUGAUCAGAAGAUUUUUAGCAGUAACAUUUUAAUCAAAUAAAAACGUGUAGAAUCCCGUUUUUGCAAACCCAUGCAUUUAGUUCAGUUAAAUUGUAUGUACUUUUUUUAAUAUUUGGUUUCAAAACUUAGUUUUAUGUUCUGCUCUUGUUGAAUCGUUUUAUACAAAUAAUACCCUUGAGGGAUUAUUGUGGUUAUUGUUUUCCCUUGUGAAUCAAAGAUGCCAAUGUUUGGGACCGUAACUCGAAAUACUGUAAGUUGGAUGAAUGGUAUUGUAUUCGUAGUGCUAUGCACCACAGUUGGGAUUUUCUUGUAUUAUUAUUAUUUAUAGCUAAUUAACAAUUGUUUACUGAGACUGAAUUUACUAUCACAGUAUUGAUAUUGAGUGAUGUAUGAAUUUUCAUUAUGCAAACAUUUUAUGAAUUGAAUGUAACAGUAGAGAUUUAAAGUACCAGGCUUUAUAUUUCUCCACACACACAAUGUACACACUACUUACCAGGCUGUAGCGUUAGGGGCCAAGUCAUUGUGGUGAAAUCCAACCAAAUGUCUGCUGCGGUGCUUGUUGUUAUAGUCAGCAGUAAUUGCUGUAGAUACUGACAGCAUUCACUAUGUCACUUAUUUACUUUCGUGUCAGUUGCACUUUAUGAAGAACAAACUCCUGACCAUGUAACUGUUAAGGAUUUUCCUCCACACAUGCUGAUAACUGUCAUUUUCAAUGUUAAGACAAUGUCCACUGUAUUUUUGACCAAAGGUCAAAAUCCUAUUAAGCUGAAAUAUGUGUGUGUGUUAUCAUUAUUAAACAACAUUUGUAGCUGACUGUCUGGCACAAGAGAGAUGAUAAGAAGUUUGGAAGUUUACAAGUGUUUCACCACCGUUGUUGGUUCUGUCC
Messenger RNA from Pleuronectes platessa (European plaice), 3194 nucleotides. It is a transcript of the gene ro60, whose product is annotated as Ro60, Y RNA binding protein. Lineage: Eukaryota; Metazoa; Chordata; Actinopteri; Pleuronectiformes; Pleuronectidae. Gene Ontology annotation, molecular function: RNA binding. Gene Ontology annotation, cellular component: ribonucleoprotein complex. The record is from RefSeq and is a predicted model, not a curated record.